Terrapene triunguis (Three-toed box turtle) is the source of this 2040-nucleotide messenger RNA. RefSeq names its product zinc binding alcohol dehydrogenase domain containing 2 (gene PTGR3). The transcript has 2 exons. Lineage: Eukaryota; Metazoa; Chordata; Testudines; Emydidae. Gene Ontology annotation, cellular component: mitochondrion. Bases 733 to 1965 code for a protein of 410 amino acids. Gene Ontology annotation, molecular function: oxidoreductase activity; zinc ion binding. The record is from RefSeq and is a predicted model, not a curated record.
CCCCAGCUGCUCCUAAUAACAACAUUAGAAGAUUAGCUGCAACUUCUCUUUACUAUUCUAACCUUAUUGAUCUUAUAAUUUAUUCGUGUUUUCUUUCAACUUUUUUUAAAGGAUCAUAUCCGUCUUUUAUAAACUAGAGGCGUAGGGAGGGGGGGGAAUGCGGCACGGUUUUAUAUUUAUAUAUUUUAAAUCCCUUGCUAAAAUGCAGCAUGCAAACUAAAAAACAAACAUUUGAACGGAAUAUCUUGCAAAUCUGUAUUUUACUGAAAGUAAGAAAUCCCUGGCAGCGGUGAUCAGAUGCGGUUAUAUUAUUACAGAGGCAGGCAGGCAUGCAUGUGUUUCUGUGUUGUUGCAGAUCACACACAAACACAUGCACCCACUAUUUUUGCUGUAGCAGCAGCUUUGCAGGCGGGACUGUGUUAGGAGGGUGAACUUUGUUCCUGUUUCAUGUUAGUGACGGUAAAUGAAGAUCAGCUCCAGGGGAUCAUCUUGCUGGUGCUGCUUCUUCUCUGGUGUUUCCGUGUUGUGGAGGGGCUGGGCUGGGAGGACGCAGACAGGCUGCAGCUUGCUACAUUAGACGUUAUUUACAUACACAAAUAGCUAUGUUCAGAGAGUCAGAGUGUCUCCUCUUGUGAGUUUGGUGGUGGUGGGUUUUGCAAGCUGUCCGAAGAAUCUUCUUAGCUGGACACCCCCCGAGGGUGAUGAGUGUGGGAAAGAGGUCUAAGGCUGGGAAUGAGUUUUAAUACAAAAAGCAGCGCUUUGCUGAGGUGCUGGGGAUCUCGGUUCUGGAGGAGGCGGCGGCAGCAGCUGUGUCCUCUGGAAGGUCCCUUCUGGUCCUGCUUUGGUGGUGCUCGGCCCCGGCCCAUAUUGGACAUGUCCUACUCCCGUCACUUUCUGGAUUUCCAGGGCUCGUCUAUCCCCAGCUCCAUGAAGAAGCUGGUGGUGACUAAGCUGAGCUCAAACUUCCGAGAGGCUGUUGCCCUGCGGCAGGACGCGCCUGUACCACUCCCGGGAGAUGGAGAUCUUCUUGUCAGAAACAGAUUUAUCGGCAUUAAUGCAUCUGAUAUAAACUACUCAGCUGGCCGGUAUGACCCUUCAGUUAAACCCCCGUUUGAUGUAGGUUUUGAAGGUAUUGGUGAUGUGGUAGCCUUAGGCCUCAGUGCUAGUGCCAGAUACACAGUAGGCCAAGCUGUGGCCUAUAUGACACCUGGUUCUUUUGCUGAAUAUACAGUUGUGCCUGCCAAACAAGCAGUUCUUCUACCUUCUGUGAAACCUGAGUUUCUUACUCUAAUGCUAAGUGGCACUACAGCAUACAUCAGUCUGAAGGAGCUUGGACAAUUGUCUGAAGGCAAGAAGGUUUUAGUGACUGCAGCAUCGGGAGGAACAGGCCAGUUUGCUGUGCAGCUUUCAAAGAAGGCAAAGUGCCAUGUAAUUGGAACUUGCUCCAGUGAUGAAAAGGCUGGUUUUCUGAAAUCCAUUGGCUGUGAUCAUCCCAUCAACUACAAAACUGAAAAUGUUGGUGCUGUUAUUAAAAGGGACUACCCAGAAGGUAUGGAUGUAGUGUAUGAAUCUGUUGGUGGAAAGAUGUUUGACUUGGCUGUCAACUCCUUGGCUACCAAAGGGCGCCUGAUAGUUAUUGGGUUUAUCUCUGGCUAUCAAAAUCCUACUGGCCUUCAGCCUGUUAAAGCAGAAAUGUUGCCAGCAAAACUGCUGAAGAAAUCUGCCAGCAUCCAGGGUUUCUUCCUGAACCAUUAUCUUUCUGAAUAUAAAAUGGCUAUGGAGCACUUACUCACAAUGUAUGAAAGUGGAGAACUGGUUUGUGAGGUGGACCUCGGAGACAUGUCUCCAGAGGGCAAGUUCACUGGCUUGGAGUCUGUAUUCCGUGCUGUAGAUUAUAUGUACAUGGGAAAAAACAUUGGAAAAAUUGUAGUUGAAUUACCUAACUCUGUCAACAGUAAGCUGUAAAAACAGAACAAUGAUAUAAAUCAAGAGAGAGAAAAUAGGCACUUUAUGCCUCAGAAUUACUAGAAUCCAUUUUUU